CCCUCCUUCGGCGGCGGCGGCAGGGCCUGCGGGGCGAUGGCGGCUGUGAGGGGCCUCCGUAUUUCGGUGAAGGCGACCGAGCCGGAGCCCAUGGAAGUGGAGGAGGGCGAGCUGUUGCUUCAGGCCGCAGCCCCCGCUACCACCUCGCCUCCGAUAGCCACGGCAUCAGCAGAGGAACUAGCCGUGCCGGUGGGGUGCUCGCUGAGGGAGCUGCUGCCGGAUACUAGCAGAAGAUAUGAAAACAAAGCUGGGAGCUUUAUCACUGGAAUAGAUGUGACUUCAAAGGAAGCGAUUGAGAAGAAGGAGCAGAGAGCAAAACGUUUUCAUUUUCGUGCAGAAAUCAAUCUUGCUCAAAGAAAUGUAACACUGGAUCGAGAUAUGAUGAAGAAAGCCAUUCCCAAAUUGCGGCUAGAUACCAUAUAUAUUUAUGGUGUUGAUGAAAUGAGCACUCAGGAUAUUUUUGCCUAUUUCAAGGAAUAUCCCCCUGCUCACAUUGAGUGGCUGGAUGACACAUCUUGCAAUGUGGUUUGGCUUGAUGAAGUAACAGCGACGCGAGCACUCAUCAACAUGAGUUCUAUGCCUAGUGAGGCAAAAAUAAAACCCCAAGAAAACUGUAAGAAAAUAGAAGAUUCCACAAAGAAAGAAAAACAAGAGGAAAGCUCAGAUGAUGAAACAGAAGAAGGUGAAGUAGAAGAUGAUCAUCCAAGUGAUACAGAGCUGGACACUUUAUCCCAAGUGGAAGAAGAUUCCCUUUUGCGUAAUGACCUUCGUCCAGCCAGUAAGCUGGCCAAAGGCAACAAGCUCUUCAUGAGAUUUGCCACUAGAGAUGACAAGAAGGAGCUUGGAGCUGCCAGGAGAAGUCAGUAUUACAUGAAAUAUGGAAAUCCUAAUUAUGGAGGCAUGAAAGGCAUCUUGAGCAACUCAUGGAAGCGGAGGUAUCAUUCACGCCGACUUCACCGGGAUGUAAUUAAAAAAAGAACCCUCAUUGGGGAUGAUGUUGGUCUGACCCCCCCUUAUAAACAUCAUCAUUCAGGAUUAGUAAAUGUUCCUGAAGAGCCAAUUGAGGAAGAGGAGGAAGAGGACCAGGAUGAUGAUGAUCAAUAUAUGGAUGAGGAUGAUCGUGUCGUUGUGGAAUACAGAGAUGAGCUGCAGGCUUACAAGCAGUCUCGUGAACGGAGUGCUCGGCGUUCCAGUGCUAGCGAAUCUGAUUCUGAUGAAAUGGACUAUGAUCUUGAGUUGAAGAUGAUCUCUACUCCUUCCCCCAAGAAAAGCAUGAAAAUGACUAUGUAUGCAGAUGAAGUAGAGUCUCAGUUGAAGAGCAUUAGAAAUUCAAUGAGAGCAGACAGUGUCGCUUCCAGCAAUGUCAAGAAUCGUAUUGGAAGCAAAGGACCCUCAGAGAAAGUUACUGAUGUGAGACUGCUGUUGGAAGAAAAAAGACAUGGGAGCCCUGGCCUGCAUCAGCCCCUGAACUCUGUGAAAUCAGAUGUCCGACAGAGGCUUGGCAAGAGGCCACAUUCACCAGAAACACCUCAGCCCAGCAGUAUUUCUUCAUCUCACCGUGAGCCUAUGUCCGAUGUUCAUAGUCGUCUAGGAAUCCCCAGGCAAGAAGGGAAAGGCCUUUAUUCAGAUACCAGAGAGAAGAAAUCUGCAAAUCUACGGACACGUUUGGGAUCUACAUCAAAGACACAGGAAAAAGUCCCAGAGCAAGAAGAAAAAUCAUCAGCAUCACCCGAAGAUGACGACUCUGAGCUCCAGCGGGCGUGGGGGGCUCUCAUUAAAGAAAAGGAAGAGUCACGUCAGAAGAAAAGCCGACUUGAUAACUUGCCAUCACUGCAGAUUGAAAUUAGUCAAGAGAGCAGCUCAGGCUCGGACACAGAAUCAUGAUGGCUUUUAGUACAUCCUUGGAGACUGUUCUAAUGGCUCCAAACUGACUGACUGGCCUGGGCCCAGGAGCUUUCCUCUGCCAAACCAUCCGAUCCAUGUUUCAAGGAAUCUCUAUUAUGAGAUGUCCUUGCAUGGCAGAGGUGACCUUAGGGGUGUUUGUGUGAGUGUGUGUGCGUGCGCGUGUGUGUGUUGUGUGUGUGGUCCCCUUAGGAAGCAAUCAAGUUUUAUAGAAGACUUGUAUCUUUCCAUUAAGUUGGAAACAAGAUUCUGAUACUCCAAAAAUGAUACAGAACUUUCUGGGUUGAUCAACUUUGCCUUUCUGGUUUUUCUCUGGCUAGCUAUCAGGGCUGGCUCUGCUUCUGCUUCUCCCACUCUAGAAUGACCAUGAAUGUAAAUCCAAGAAAGGACAAUGAAUAACUUUUCUCUGUUGUCAGCAGUUCCUGAAUGUGAUUCCAUUAGAAUUUGGCUUUCUAUAUUGGAGAGAAAUUUUUACCUAA
Messenger RNA from Thamnophis elegans (Western terrestrial garter snake), 2381 nucleotides. It is a transcript of the gene NCBP3, whose product is annotated as nuclear cap binding subunit 3. NCBI's taxonomy places the organism in Eukaryota, Metazoa, Chordata, Lepidosauria, Squamata, Natricidae. The coding region runs from base 37 to 1884 and encodes 615 amino acids. Gene Ontology annotation, molecular function: RNA 7-methylguanosine cap binding; mRNA binding. The record is from RefSeq and is a predicted model, not a curated record. The transcript has 13 exons. Gene Ontology annotation, cellular component: cytosol; nucleus.